UUCGUUCACACUGUUCCAAUAACUUAAAGGGUGUAAAAUGUAUUAAUGAAAGUCUUAGUGGUUUGUUUCUGUUAGGAGAUUAACGUCAAUGAAUUGGUUUGGUUUUGGUUUUAAUGGCUUUGGACAAAUAGACCCCCAGAGAAAAGAUGAAAAGAAAGGCAUGACAGUGCUCAGUCCUGUGGAGCUGGACUCUUUGUGUACUUGUGCUGAGACUUUUAGUAAAACAGGUUUAAGUCCAAAACAAAAAAUUGUUGCAUGUUGGAGCCGAAGUGCUGCCCUCCUCAUAACAGGUGAGCACCAGUGUGUGUGUGUACAUGGAGCUGACAGCAGUGGUUUGGUGUCAGAGAGUGAAGGAUGUCAGGAUGUGCUGAUCACUGAGAGCUGUUUAACCCUCAGAUUUACUCACACUGUCCAGUGCUGGAGUUUACACAGAAAUGGAACAGCACUUGUUUGGAGUGAAGAACUAAACACAGCUGAAAAGACUGAGAAUGCUCUUCCGUUACCGCUGGUCCCAGGGGGAUAUAUAGCCUCCAAGCCUCCAUUUUUUCGCCCCCUACCUAUCCAACUGCGGUCAGUGAGCCUGGCACUGGGCACCGAGCACGCUGUUCUACUCACAGCCUCUGGGACUGUGUAUACCUGGGGACAUGGCAGUCAUGGUCAGUUGGGUCAUGGCACUCUGGUGUCAGAGGAUGAGCCUCGAGCAGUAGAGGCUCUGUGGGGAGUCCCGAUGAAAUCUGUUGCUGCAGGCGGCUGGCAUUCAGCAUGCAUCAGUGCUGGAGGAGAUCUGUACGUAUGGGGCUGGAAUGAGAGCGGACAAAUUGGCCUGCCGUCAAAAGGCCUCAGAGAAGAGCGUCAGAGUGGGGAAGAAAGAAUUGGUGAGUCAGGCCAAAACUGUUCUCCAGGCACACAAACAUCUCUCUCCCCCGCUCUACCUCUGCCAGUGUGUGUGUUUUUCUUUUUGAUGUGUGCAUGUUUCUCUAUAGAGCAAGACAAACUGAAGGGGAGAAAAAAGGAAAAUGAGGGCACCGCUGAUGUGUUUAUCUCAAUUCAAGCGUUCCCUGCCCUGGUUGAUGUAUCAGAAGCAACUGAAAUUAAGAAGGUCAGCUGUGGAUCCCGCCACACAGCAGCCAUCACCAGCACUGGCGAUCUCUUCACCUGGGGAUGGGGUCUCUAUGGCCAGUUGGGUCAUGGUUCAAGAUGCAGUUCAGAUGAACCAAAGAUUGUGGAGUUUUUCUCCAAUGGUAAAAUGAGUGUGGAAGAUGUUAUCUGUGGAUUAUGGAACACAUUUGUGGCAGCAGUUCCAAAGGAGCGUGUCCCAUCAUAAAUAUAGAUAAAUACUGUAUCUCUUCCCUAAGGACUUUUCACUUUUGUCUUAAAACUGAAUAAUAAAAAAGUUCACAAAAAGAAAAAGGAAAAAUACAAUCUUAUCAAAUAUACAAAUAUCUGUCUAAACAAACGUGAAAGUGAGUUUUAGACAUAAACGGAGAUAUUGAAAAUAUUUGCAACUACAAAAGCAGUUGAAAUAGAGAUACAGGAAACAACAACCACAAUUAUAAUUAACAUGUUAACAUAUUAGUAAUGUUGGCUGAAGAGCAAAGUGCGCACACGUUGAAAAUGAGCUGGACAUAAAAAUGUCUCUUGUUCUCAGUAGUCUUCACAACACAAUCUUGAAAGAACU
Messenger RNA from Tachysurus vachellii, 1678 nucleotides. It is a transcript of the gene rccd1, whose product is annotated as RCC1 domain containing 1. Lineage: Eukaryota; Metazoa; Chordata; Actinopteri; Siluriformes; Bagridae. Bases 89 to 1324 code for a protein of 411 amino acids. The transcript is spliced from 7 exons. The record is from RefSeq and is a predicted model, not a curated record.